UACACUAGUCUCUUUUGCUUCACCUGAAGGUCUUGUCCUACCUGGAGACAGUUGACAGUCAGUCUGUCAGACAUAUAAUCCUCCCUCAUCUCUGCAUUCUUCUCCCUCUCCCUCUUCUCCCUCUUCUUUCAGAUUCACAACCAGCAAACCAAUAAACAACCCAGAGCUGGGAGACUCCACUCGCACGUGUUGCUUACCACCUUUUUUCUGGUGACUAAGGCACCGUUCCUCCGGGUUUACUCUUUUGGUCCUUCCGCUCGAACAGAUCGAAGGAACCAAAAAAUUCAACCUGUUCACGCGGCGCUCCCGAGUCUCCAUUUCGACCCACUUUGCUAGUCAAGGGGUCAACCAGGCCCGGAAUUUUUUUCUUACUUGCCAGUUUGGGACACAAUUGGGGGAUGUGCAAGUAACAAGGGACGAUCGAGAAAGAAGAGCAUUUUCAAAGAAUUGGUCUAAUUUAAGAAUCUGUCUCUCCCACUUUCUUCUUCCUCUGACUCUGCCUCUGACUCCGCAUCACUCGAUCAGUUUAUAUACAUUGAUAGUCUAGACACUUGGAUGGGGAUUAUCACCGACACUUCACGACAGAAUAACAAGAACAAAUCCAACCAGUCCACAGAACGAAAUUAAGCAUGUCUGCCGCCGUGCACACACCUACUAUUGAUCUCUUAGAGAUAGAGCUGGCAAGGGCCAGGAGUGCUCUACAUGAAGUCCAACCCAGCCCGCUCCAGAUAUUGUCCCUGGACGAUGUCACAACAGGAGCGCUGGCUGCUCACAAGAACCACCUGAUCAGUUACGACCAUGACUUCUUCGCUGGGAGUGCUGCUCGUCUCACUGCAAAGGAGUUAGGACUCAUCUCUGUUCAAGAAAUCGUUCCUACCCCUGAAGAAGAGAUUUGCCCACCGCUACCGGUCAUUCCUACUAAUAUUUUCGAUCUCCUGGCCAACAGUGUGGUUUUGCAUCACCUGAUUCCACUGCUGCCAGUCUCGGCAUUGAUGUCUUUGGCUUCAACGAAUAAAGCAGUACGCUCCGUCGUCAUGGAAACUCCAUAUGUGUUCAGACAUCUCGAUUUGAGCACAUGUCGAGUAGCUCAAAUUCCGGAAAGAAAAGCCAUCGAUGCCGGUGGCGAGCAAUGGCGAAACGAGAGGAUGGAUGAGUCCGUUACGGAAGAUGAGUUCUACGCUGGGCCGUUACGAGGGAUCUUUUCCCGUCUUGAGCGCCAGUCACUUUUAGGGAGUGUGCGAACAUUGAUAUUGGACGGUCUAUCUGUUCCGGCUGAUCUGGUCGCCGAUAUCAUUCUGACUGAUCGAUUUAAUGUGAAUAUUCUCUCGAUUCGGGAAUGCUCCCAUCUCAAUGAGCUGCGCCCAACCCGUCCGGCAAAGACGCCGAAAGUGAAAGGUAUAUAUUAUUUCACGCCGAAGGAAUCAAAUGAAAAGUCACACCAACGUCGAGGCUCAUCCCGGCGAGAAUGGUGGCAGACGCGAGUUAGUGGUCAGUCAACAUCACGUUCGGCAACUGAUCCAGAGUCGCAACAAGGUGAGAGUCUCAAUGAGUGGUACAAACCAUUUGGCAAGGUCCUGAAACGCAACAUUGAAGCCGGCUGGGCUCAGACGCUUAAGAAAUGCGAGGGUAUCAUCUCCUUUGAUGCUGUUCUAUGUCGGGGCCCGAGACACAACGCCGACCUUUACGCAUCGACCAACAAGACGCUACCCUGCCCAGGAGACCCUCUUCUGCCUGCAGCCAUUGCAACAGUCUCUUUGGGACCCCGUGGCUGCGAUGGUUGUCGCACGUCUCCUGAAGGUCCCGCAAUCUGGGCCGAAUCUCCUGAUUCUCAUUUCCCUCUACUUAACCCUCUACCCCUCUACGCAUCCAACAUUACCGAUGCUAAACGACCUGUGCCAAGGAACGAGACUGCUGUUAUGUUUGCGCGUUGUGCAGAUUGUUUGCAGAGCAGGUGGUGCCAUCAAUGCCACAAGUGGUUCUGUUUCAACUGUUUACCGAGGCCGGAGGAAGCAGUGACUCGUCUCUCGCCUCAUCAGACUGUCAUACGCCGACCAGGCGCAGGUGAACCUAGAGAUUUUUCACCAGAGAGGCUGGGACCAGGCGUGAGCAGAGAUUGUUGGGAAUGCGGGCCCACAUGUGCAAGCUGCAAGCUUGAGCGUCAACGCAGUUGCGGUACUUGCUAUGGCGAGUACUGCCUCAAGCACAACGAUGGAUGUUCCUCCACAAAACUAAUACUAUCCACUCCGGCACAUACCUCACGAUCACUACCAGGCGACAAAAUCCUCCUUCCCCCCUCAGCACUCGAGCAACUUCUCUCCGCAGCUCCGGUCGUACAAGUCGAUAAUCCACAGACAAACUUUCACCAACAACAUACAUCCAUAUUCGACCCGUUCAAUCCAUAUACCUUUGCAGCUGAAUCGAGAGCGCGCGCGUACGCUUCGUCCGGUGGCGCUCAACAACAACCACAAUUACCGCAUCCGCUUACCUUUCGCCUUGUGAAUCCGCGUAAUGGGCGAGUGGUAUAUGCGGGUAUUCGCGAGUUUUCGGCUGAGGAGGGACAUGUAUGUUUAAGUAAAUUCUUACUGCAUGCCUUGGAGUUAGAUGGACAGCUAGAAAAAGAUGAGAAAGAAGAGGAAGUCACGGUCACGGUUCACGCGCAGCAACUUCCCAAGGGAACAUAUGUACGACUCCGACCUCUUGAAGCAGGGUACGACCCUGAAGAUUGGAAGGCUUUAUUAGAACGACAUUUACGCGAGAAUUUCACUACGUUGACGGUUGGCGAGCUGCUCACUGUCCCCAGUGGACGAGGUCGAUUCUUCGAAUUCUUGAUAGACAAAGUCGCACCGGAAGAAGGAGGGGGAAGUGGGAUAUGUAUAGUCGACACCGAUCUGGAAGUGGAUAUCGAGCCGUUAAAUGAGGAACAAGCGCGAGAAACAUUACAAAAGCUUUCGCAAAAGGCGGCGCGGAAACCAGGCUCUGAAAAGGGGAGCUCGCCGGGAGGUCCGAUUAAGAAAGGUCAACAAAUCCAAGGACGGGUUAAGAGCGGUGAUUACGUGGAUUAUGAAUUAUCUGAUACGGCGAUAAAGGAAGGAGGACGACGACUACAAUUGGAACUUGAGGCUGUUGAUGGAGCUGAUUUGGAUAUUUUCGUUAGUCCAUUCUCGGCAUAUCAAAGGGCGCAACCUCGGAGUGAUGAGCAUGUCUUUGGUGAUAUGUCGUCGAAGUCGUUUAAGGUUUUGAAAUUGGAUUCUUCUCUGCCGGAAAUGGCUGAUGCGGAGAAGCUGUAUGUCUCUGUGCAUGCUUUCUCGCUCCAUGAUGAAGAUGAUACGGAGGCGCCGUUCGAAUUUAUGCUUCGCGUGGUUGAUACUGUCCAGGCUGACGGUGACGAGAAUAUGAUUGAUGUGAAUGAGCACAAUCCCGACGAAGUUCAAUGUAAAAACUGUCAGCAAUGGGUUCCUCGACGUACGUUAUUUUUACACGAGAAUUUCUGUCUACGGAAUAAUAUUCUCUGUCCAAAGUGCAAGAAUGUCUUUCAGAAAUCCUCGAGCGAAUGGCAAAAUCACUGGCAUUGUGAACAUGACGAGUCUUACGGCAACGAUAAACCGAGCAAAGAGAAACAUGACUAUAUAUUCCAUAAAUCGCAUUCAUGCUUCAAUUGCGACUAUACUGCAGACAAUCUACCAUCUCUCGCGCACCAUCGGACAACUAGGUGUCCCGGAAAGCUGAUCCUGUGUCAGUUCUGCCACUUAGUUGUCCCCCAACAGGGCGAUUCAGACCCGGACAUGAACGACCCCGAAGUUUUACUCUCUGGUCUCACACCGCACGAAAUCAUCGACGGGGGCCGUACAACAGAAUGUCAUCUCUGCAACAAAAUCAUUCGACUCCGCGACAUGAAAACCCAUCUACGCCAUCACGACCUCGAGCGUCUCUCACGACCUGCACCAUCGAUAUGUCGAAAUGUGAAUUGCGGUCAUGCGCACGACCCAGAAGGAAAAGCCUUAAAACGACGUAUUGAGCGAAGAUAUCUCUCUCAAAUGCUUACAGGUUGCGGUAAAUCCUGGUGUCGAAACGUAUAUUGCAAAACAGGACAUCCAAACUCCUCCUCCGCAAGCACGGAGCUGCUAACAUCCUCCAAGGAAAUUCUACAAGUCAUUAAACCUCUCAUCGCUUCGAUAAACACGCAACCUAAUCAGACCGAUUCGACUGCGGAGGGAGACAGGUUAUUCUAUCUCUGUGCGGAUGAAAUGAGUCAACAGCGCCGGGUGAUAGGUGAAUUGAUUGCUGCAGAGGGAGUGUAUGAUUUGAGAUGGUGUCUUGCUGCGUUGGAGGCAAGUAGUGGGGAUUUGGAGAAGGCGAGGGAGUGGAUGAGUUCAUGGGCGCCUAGGAAGGAUGAACAGCGAUAA
Talaromyces stipitatus ATCC 10500 is the source of this 4403-nucleotide messenger RNA. Its product is annotated as ubiquitin fusion degradation protein (Ufd1), putative. Gene Ontology annotation, cellular component: VCP-NPL4-UFD1 AAA ATPase complex. The coding region runs from base 630 to 4403 and encodes 1257 amino acids. Gene Ontology annotation, molecular function: polyubiquitin modification-dependent protein binding. The transcript is spliced from 6 exons. The record is from RefSeq and is a predicted model, not a curated record. NCBI's taxonomy places the organism in Eukaryota, Fungi, Ascomycota, Eurotiomycetes, Eurotiales, Trichocomaceae.